Molecule: messenger RNA, 1320 nt
Organism: Octopus sinensis (East Asian common octopus)
Lineage: Eukaryota; Metazoa; Mollusca; Cephalopoda; Octopoda; Octopodidae
Product: CAAX prenyl protease 1 homolog
Exons: 1
Coding region: 1-1320 (439 amino acids)
Biological process (GO): CAAX-box protein processing
Cellular component (GO): endoplasmic reticulum membrane
Molecular function (GO): metalloendopeptidase activity
Source: RefSeq, a predicted model, not a curated record
AUGGGUCUAUUACCAAAUAUUGUACUUGGAUUUGAAACCAUUUUCCAGCUGGGUGUUGUUUGGAACUGGAUAAUAUUGAUAUUGAAAUUUGUACUUGCCUUUCAUUAUAAAAUAUAUUUAAAUGGACUUAAAACUCCACCACUUCGGAGAGGAAUUGCUUUCACACAGGAAAGUUUUGAUGAGCUAAAAUCGUAUCAAUCUCACCGAAUCUAUUUCUACUGCUUCCUUGCUUUAAUCAAAUGUUCUUUUGUAACUUCAAUUUACAUUGAAGACUUUCUACAUUCCCAGUGGAUUGUUUUAAGUAUUUUUUUCCCCAAGGGCAAUUUUGUAAACAAUGAUGUUUUUAGGACAUAUAUGAUCACAAUUUGCAUGAGUUUAUUUUACAUAAUUUACUAUAUGUUCAAGUGGUCCUAUAUCAAUUUUAUUUUAAAAAAUUCAUAUCACUUUCCCUCCGAAUCAAUAUCAAGUUUUUUUUUUAACCAUUUUGUGCAGCUAAACUUAAGCUUAGUUUUUUUUUUAUCCCUGCUCACCAUUUUCCUUGCUGGUCAUCACAUCAUUGGCGGUCUCUUCCUCUUAUAUGUCUGGACUGCCUUAAUUCCAUUUAUUGUUUUAAUUAGUUUAUGGAAUGAAAUAACUUCAAAACCUCAAGAAUUAAAUGCUGUAUUUCGCAACAACGUGAGACGUAUUGCAAGUCUUGCUGAUAUCAAUAUAAAAAAAGUAGAAUUAACAUCUAAACCAAUAAGGCCAAAUUUUAUACAGUUUAAUCUUGCUUUAUUUCAUCAAAUUCUGUUUCGAAAGACCAUAAGAAUUGACAGAUAUUUCUAUCAUACAAAAGAAGAUGCAGAAGCAUUAAGCUGGAAGCUUCUGAACUGGAACAACCUUGAAGCAAUUGCCUGUCAUCAAAUCAGUCAAUGGAAUCAUGGUCACACCAUAAGGGCCAUUAUUACUUGGAUCUUCUCUAUGUUUUUCCCAGUAAUUGUUGGUUGCUAUUUGUUUAGUUCUCCCAUAAGGCCUUUCGUUGCAACUGGUGAGCCUGUCAUAAUCAUUGUAUUUAAUCUUUUAAUGUAUGUUGUUGAUCCUUACUACAACUCUAUUGAAUGUUGUCAUGUGACCAGCCUGAAACAUGAUCUGAAGGAAGCAGAUCAGUUUGUGGAAGAAAACCUGUUUGGAGAAGAAUUCCAUGAAGUUACGGUAAAGAUUUUUCAUUUGGAGAUGGAGAACGAAGAAGAAGUAUCAAUUUAUUCUAGUCUCUAUCAUCCAAGAAACAAACUUUAUGAAAAAACUAUCAGUACAUAUAGAUUUGUAUCACAAGGUGUCUAG